Phoenix dactylifera (date palm) is the source of this 943-nucleotide messenger RNA. Its product is annotated as large ribosomal subunit protein eL24. The record is from RefSeq and is a predicted model, not a curated record. Lineage: Eukaryota; Viridiplantae; Streptophyta; Magnoliopsida; Arecales; Arecaceae. Gene Ontology annotation, biological process: cytoplasmic translation. Gene Ontology annotation, molecular function: mRNA binding; structural constituent of ribosome. Gene Ontology annotation, cellular component: cytosolic large ribosomal subunit.
UUUAACGGACCGUUCUGAUUCAUCCGCGGUUCCGUCGCAGCAACUCCAGUGUCGCCUAAAAACCCUAACGAGCGGCAAGUCCUUAAACCUCGUUCUGAGACUUUCCUCCGCCGUCUCUCUCCGCGGCCGGGGUUCCUUCAGGAAAAGUGGUGAAGUCAUCUGAAGGUGAAAAAGAUGGUUCUGAAGACAGAACUUUGCCGUUUUAGUGGUGGUAAGAUAUAUCCAGGAAAGGGUAUCAGAUUUGUUCGAUCUGACUCCCAGGUUUUUCUUUUUGCCAACUCAAAAUGUAAGCGCUACUUCCACAACCGUCUGAAACCUGCGAAGCUUACCUGGACAGCUAUGUACAGGAAGCAACACAAGAAGGACCUUCAUGCUGAAACUAUUAAAAAGAGACGUCGUACAACAAAGAAGCCAUAUUCCAGAUCAAUUGUUGGUGCUACCCUGGAAGUUAUUCAGAAGAGGAGAACUGAGAAAUCUGAGGUUCGCGAUGCUGCCAGAGAAGCAGCUCUUCGGGAGAUUAAGGAGCGUAUAAAGAAGACCAAGGAUGAAAAGAAAGCUAAGAAGGCAGAACUGAUGGCUAAAACCCAGAAGAUCCAGACAAAGGGCGGUAGCAUGGCUAAGGCUUCUAAAGGCCCAAAGCUUGGUGGUGGUGGUGGGAAGCGAUGAAGUUCGCAACUUUGCUUGGAGUUUGCAAAACUAACUCAAAUUGAUUUUUCUUCUCAAUCCCAUGAGAAACAUGAUUGAGACACUUUGUUUUGUUGCUAUUUCAUUGCCUACAAUUUUCGUCCAUACUAGUGAUUUUUUCUGCAAAGCAGCAGGGGCUGGUUGAGCCAUUAGGCUGAUGAGGGAUUUGGCUGUUGAUAUUAAUUUGUCCUGUAGUUCGUACUACACAUUUAUUUCCUUCAGAAUUGAUGUUGCUGAAUGGAGUAACAUCUUGGCUACA